AUGACAUCCAUGGGAGUCCUGCGCGACAACCGGGCGUUCAUAAGAACCUACCAGAUGCAAUACACCUCGCCGUUGCACCCUCAUGCCUCACGUCUCGACUACGACGGCCACGAAAUGCCCACCAUCGGUGUAGCCGCUGCGCCCGACUUCCCGCCGCCCGAUUCACAUGUCGUCAACUUUCUCUUGGCCCCAGACCUAGUAGGCAACGCACUGGGCUGGUUUCUCUAUGGACUUCUCGUACUGCAAACAUAUCACUAUCGCAAACGUUCUCGACGCGACCAUCCGGGUAUUAGGCUGACAGUAUGGGGUUUAUUCGUACUAGAAACUGCGUUGACCGUGAUCACCACACGCGUUACGUAUAACCUGUUAUGCAAUGGAUGGGGUGAUCCCAAUGCGCUCAUGCGACUCACGAGAGUAGACGCGUUCAUCCCGGUCACCUCGGCUUUGGUAUCAGGGUGGGUUCAGGCAUUCUAUGCGUGGCGCAUCUACGAAUUGAGCCAUCAUGCCCGACCAUGGAACUGGGCUUCAGGCGUGGUCAUCUUGUUCAUGUUGACUUCAAGCACGGCGGGUUUCUACUCUGGACUCAGGACUAUCAACUUCACCAGUGUAUCCGCUUUGAGCGAGAUCCAACCGGCGUUGAUGGUGUGGCUGAUUGCCUCUGCGCUCUGCGACACUCUCAUUGCUUCGAGCAUGAUCUGUAUACUACAUCGCAUGCGUCGACUCGUAGCAACAGUGGAAGACUUCGAAAGCUACGAGGGAUCUUUGGAGGGACGGUUGAGAAGUAUCAUCGUCAUGUCCUUGGAGACAUGCCUUCUCACAACGACUCUAACUGUCGCCAUGCUGAUACUCUUCAUUGUCAUCCCCGAGAGUCGGCUUCCGACGAUGAUGGGCUUCAUCGUCUCAAAGCUAUACUCUAAUAGCUUUCUCGUCUCUCUAAACUCGAGAAAGCAAGUCGUUUCGGGCGCCUCCGAGCAAAGAAGCGCAACUUUCCAGUUGGAGACCUUCGCUGCUGCCUCGAGUCAUGGCGAAACGACAGUGGUGUCUUCGUAUCCGGUCACUCCCGUGACAGUAGAGAUUGACGUAUCCGAAAGCCGGGGGCGUCGAAGACGGGCGGAAGAUGAGAAAGUAGCUUUGUAG
Messenger RNA from Peniophora sp. CBMAI 1063, 1137 nucleotides. The record is from the annotation of a GenBank genome assembly. NCBI's taxonomy places the organism in Eukaryota, Fungi, Basidiomycota, Agaricomycetes, Russulales, Peniophoraceae.